GGCACCUGAGCUACUUGAGGCGACGGAGGCGGCGGCCUCGAGCGAGCUGACUGGCCUGUGUGGUACGAGCGCCGCCGCGUCUUCCCGGCUUCCUUUUUUUUUUUCUUAAAAAUUUUUAAUGUUUUUCCUCCUCGGGCUGCGCAGGGUUUUAUAGUUUAAUGUUAAGAAAGCACCAUGGAGUUUUACGAGUCAACAUAUUUUAUUGUCCUUAUUCCUUCAGUGGUUAUUACAGUAAUUUUCCUCUUCUUCUGGCUUUUCAUGAAAGAAACAUUAUAUGAUGAAGUUCUUGCAAAACAAAAAAGAGAACAAAAACUUAUUCCUACAAAAACAGAUAAAAAGAAGGCAGAAAAGAAAAAGAAUAAAAAGAAAGAAAUCCAGAAUGGGAACCUCCAUGAAUCAGAUUCUGAGAAUGUGCCUCAAGACUUUAAAUUAUCUGAUGCUUUGGCCAUAGAAGAUGAGCAAGUUGUACCUGUUCCACUGAAUGAGAUUGAAACUUCAAGUAGUAUUAGAGAAAGAAAGAAGAAGGAAAAGAAACAGAAGCCUUUAUUUGAAGAGCAGGCCAUCAAAGAGAGUGAUAUAUUAAAGGUUCCUGCCAAAAAAGUAGAACCUGUCCCAGUUACAAAACAGCCCACCCCACCCUCUUCUGAAGCAGCUGCCUCAAAGAAGAAACCAGGGCAGAAGAAGUCUAAAAAUGGAACUGAUGACCAGGAUAAAAAAGUGGAAACUCUCAUUGUACCUUCAAAAAAGCAAGAAGUAUUACCCUUUCAUCAAGAGACUAAGCAAGAAGGUAGCUCAGGAAAGAAGAAAGUUUCAUCAAAGAAGCAGAAGGCAGAAAAUGUCUUGGUAGAUGAACCCCUUAUUCAUGCCUCUACUUAUAUUCCUUUAAUGGAUAAUGCUAACUCAAAUCUUGUGAUGGAUAAGAGAGAAAUUAUUGAUCUGAUUAAACCCGACCAAAUAGAAGGGAUGCAGAAAUCUGGGGCCAAAAAACUGAAGAUUGAAACUGACAAAGAAAAUGCUGAAGUGAAAUUUAAAGAUUUCCUUCUGUCCUUGAAGACAAUGUUGUUUUCUGAAGAGGAGGCUCUUUGUGUUGUAGACCUGCUGAAGGAGAAGUCUGGCGUGAUACAAGAUGCUUUGAAAAAGUCGAGUAAAGGAGAGUUGACUGCACUUCUGCAUCAGCUUCAGGAAAAGGAGCGGUUGCUGACUGCUGUCAAGGAAGAUGCUGCUGCUACAAAGGAGCGCUGUAAGCUUUUAACCCAGGAGAUGCUGGCAGAGAAAGAACGAAGCAGUGUAGUUAUAGCAAGGAUGAAAGAUCGGAUUGGAACAUUAGAAAAGGAACACAAUGUGUUUCAGAACAAAAUGCAUGUCAGUUAUCAAGAGACCCAACAGAUGCAGAUGAAGUUCCAGCAGGUUCGGGAGCAGAUGGAAGCAGAGAUAGCUCACUUGAAGCAGGAAAAUGGUAUUCUGAGAGAUGCUGUCAGCAACACUACAAACCAGCUGGAAAGCAAGCAGUCUGCAGAAUUAAAUAAACUACGCCAGGAUUAUGGUAGGUUGGUGAGUGAGCUGAACGAGAAAACAGGAAAGUUCCAGCAAGAGGAAGUCCAGAAGAAGAAUGCUGAGCAAGCAGUUUCACAGCUGAAGGUCCAGCUUCAAGAAGCUGAGAGGAGGUGGGAAGAAGUUCAGAGUUACAUCCGGAAGAGAACAGCAGAACAUGAAGCUGCACAGCAAGAUUUACAAAGUAAAUUUGUGGCUAAAGAAAAUGAAGUACAGAACCUGCACAGCAAGCUUACAGACACCCUGGUGUCAAAGCAGCAGCUGGAGCAGAGACUGAUGCAGUUCAUGGAGUCGGAGCAAAAGAGGGCCAGCAAAGAAGAGUCUCUACAGAUGCAGCUUCAGGAUAUUUUGGAACAGAAUGAGGCUUUGAAAGCUCAAGUUCAACAAUUCCAUUCCCAGAUAGCAGCUCAGACCUCCGCUUCAGUUCUAGCAGAAGAAUUACAUAAAGUGAUUGCAGAAAAGGACAAGCAGAUAAAACAGACUGAAGAUUCUUUAGCAAAUGAACAUGAUCACUUAACAAGUAAAGAGGAGGAACUUAAGGAUAUACAGAAUAUGAAUUUCUUAUUAAAAGCUGAAGUACAGAAAUUGCAGGCCCUGGCAAAUGAGCAGGCUGCUGCAGCACAUGAAAUGGAGAAGAUACAAAAAAGUGUUCAUGUUAAGGAUGAUAAAAUAAGGUUGCUUGAAGAGCAGCUGCAAUGUGAAAUUUCUAAUAAAAUGGAAGAAUUUAAGAUUCUGAAUGACCAAAACAAAGCAUUAAAGUUAGAAGUUCAGAAGCUACAGACGCUUGUUUCUGAACAGCCUGAUAAAGAUGUUAUGGAACAAAUGGAAAAAUGGAUUCAAGAAAAGGAUGAAAAGUUAAAGACUGUAGAAGAAUUACUUGAAACUGGACUUAUUCAGGUGGCCACUAAAGAGGAGGAACUGAAUGCCAUAAGAACAGAAAACUCAGCCUUGACAAAAGAAAUUCAAGACUUGAAAGCCAAGCAAAAUGAUCAGGUUUCUUUUGCAUCUCUAGUUGAAGAACUUAGGAGAGUGAUCCAUGAGAAAGAUGGAAAGAUUAAGUCUGUGGAAGAACUUCUAGAAGUUGAACUUCUCAAAGUUGCUAAUAAGGAGAAAACUGUUCAGUUAUCUGCUUCUUCUCAAGUUCAGGAGCUUCAGAACUUAUUAAAAGGAAAGGAGGAACAGAUGAAUACUAUGAAGGCUGGUUUAGAAAUGAAGGAGAAAGACCUAGCUGAUAAAGAGAAAUGGAUACAGGAUCUUCGAGAAGAAAAUGAAUCUUUAAAGGCACAUGUUCAAGAAGUAGCACAACAUAACUUGCAAGAGGCAUGUUCUACAGCACGAUUUGAAGAACUUGAAAUCGUGCUGAAAGAAAAAGAAAAUGAAAUGAAGAGAAUAGAAGGUGUGCUAAGAGAGAAAGAGAGUGAUCUUUCUAGCCAAACCAAGCUACUACAGGAAGUACAAGAUGAAAAUAAAUUGAUUAAAUUCCAAAUUGAGCAACUUAAGCAGAACUACCAACAGGACUCAUCUUUCCCCACUCAUGAGGAGUUACUAACAGUAAUUUCAGAAAGAGAGAAAGAAAUAACUGGCCUCCAGAAUGAGUUAGAUUCUUUGAAGGAUGCUGUUGAGCACCAGAGGAAGAAAAACAAUGACCUUCGGGAGAAAAACUGGGAAGCAAUGGAAGCAUUGGCAUCAACUGAAAAAAUGCUGCAGGACAAAGUGAACAAGACUGCUAAGGAAAGACAACAGCAUGUGGAAACUGUUGAACGGGAGGCUAAAAACGUCCUCAAAGGAUUGUUUCCGGGGGUAUCUGUCCCUUCUAAUUUGAGUUACAGUGAAUGGUUGCUUAGAUUUGAAAAGAAGGCAAAAGAAAGUACCGCUGGAAUUUCAGAUUCAGAGGAGGUUAAGGUCCUAGAGCACAAGUUGAAAGAAGCUGAUGAAAUGUACACACUGCUACAGCUAGAGUGUGAAAAAUACAAAUCUGUCCUUGCAGAAACAGAAGGGAUUUUACAGAAGUUGCAGAGAAGUGUGGAGCAAGAAGAAAAUAAAUGGAAAAUUAAGGUUGAUGAGACACAAAAGACUAUUAAACAGAUGCAGUCCUCCCUUACAUCUUCAGAACAAGAGCUAGAGCGAUUAAGAAGAGAAAAUCAGGAUACUGAAAAUUUGAGAAGAGAACGAGAGCAUCUGGAAAUGGAACUAGAGAAGGCAGAAAUUGAACGAUCUACUUAUGUAACAGAAGUCAGAGAGCUGAAAGAUCUGUUGACUGAGUUGCAGAAAAAACUUGAUGAUUCAUAUUCUGAAGCAGUAAGACAGAAUGAAGAGCUUAACGUGUUGAAGACAGAGUUAAAUGAGACACUCAAAAAACUUAAAAGUGAACAAAGUGAAAGACAGAAGGUAGCUGGUGAUUUGUGUAAGGCGCAACAGUCACUGGAACUUAUUCAGUCAAAAAUUUUAGUAAAAGCUACUGGAGACACUACUGUAAUUGAGAAUAGUGAUGUUUCCCCAGAAAUGGAGUCUUCUGAGAAGGAGACAAUGUCAGUAAGUCUCAAUCAGACCUUAACACAAUUACAACAGUUGCUUCAGAACGUAAACCAACAACUCACAAAGGAGAAGUAACACUACCAGAUUUUGGAAUGAAGUAAUGGGAAACUGUUCAUUUGAGGAUAACAGAAAGCAUUGUAUUAUAUUUUGCCAAAUUAAAGCCUUAUUUAUGUUUUCACCCUUUCUACUUUGUCAGAAACACUGAACAGAGUUUUGUCUUUUCUAAUCCUUGUUAGACUACUGAUUUAAAGAGAAAAAAAAAAUUUAAAAAAAGCCAACUCUGUAGACACCUUCAGAGUUUAGUUUUAUAAUAAAACUCUUUGAAUAAUUAGACCUUUACAUUCCUGAAGAUAAAAUUAAUGUAAUCUUUUACCUUAUUUUGCUCAAUGAAAUUGUUCAGAAGAUCAAAGUGGUAAAGUCAACAUGAAAUUUAACAUUUUAAUACUGAUGUUGUACACUGUUUUACUUAACAUUUGGGAAGUCACUGCCUCUGACAUCAACUCAAGAAAACACUUUUUUGUUGCUAAUGUAAUCAGUUUUUUUAAUGGCAGUCAGCAAAUAAAGGGAUGCUUAUUAUUCAAA
This is a messenger RNA of Jaculus jaculus (lesser Egyptian jerboa), 4668 nucleotides long. RefSeq names its product kinectin 1 (gene Ktn1). Gene Ontology annotation, biological process: protein transport; microtubule-based movement. The record is from RefSeq and is a predicted model, not a curated record. Bases 175 to 4161 code for a protein of 1328 amino acids. NCBI's taxonomy places the organism in Eukaryota, Metazoa, Chordata, Mammalia, Rodentia, Dipodidae. The transcript has 43 exons. Gene Ontology annotation, molecular function: kinesin binding. Gene Ontology annotation, cellular component: endoplasmic reticulum membrane.